Trypanosoma cruzi is the source of this 2400-nucleotide messenger RNA. Its product is annotated as trans-sialidase, putative. Bases 1 to 2400 code for a protein of 799 amino acids. Gene Ontology annotation, molecular function: exo-alpha-sialidase activity. NCBI's taxonomy places the organism in Eukaryota, Euglenozoa, Kinetoplastea, Trypanosomatida, Trypanosomatidae. The transcript has a single exon. The record is from RefSeq and is a predicted model, not a curated record.
AUGCUCUCACGUGUUGCUGCAGUGAAGGCACCCCGCACACACCACCGUCGCCGCGUGACCGGAUCCAGCGGAAGGAGGAGGGAAGGAAGAGAGAGUGAGCCGCAGAGACCCAACAUGUCUCGGCGUGUGUUUGCUUCCGCGGUGCCGCUCCUCCUCGUCGUGAUGAUGUGCUGCAGUGGAGCUACGACCGCUCAGGUGGAAAAGGCCACUGAAGCUUCAACUUCUGGGUCGGCAUUGACGGGUGCCAUUGCUGCAGAGGGGAGUGCUUCAGGGGAUGUUGAGGGGCUGCAACGGGUCGAUCUUUUUGUGCCGCAGACGACACAGGUGCUGCCGAGGAAGGGGACUGUUCCAGUUACGACGAGGGAUUCAUUUGUUUCACCCUCUCUCGUCAGCGCUGGUGGAGUAAUUGCUGCUUUUGCCGAGGGUCACAUAAAUGCCAAAUAUCAAGGUGCUCAAUUAACUAAGCCCCUUUCUUCUGAUGUUGUUGCGGAGUACAUCGACUCUGCGUGGGAAUGGCCCACUCUUGUUGAAAAGGUCAAAAAGGAAGAAUGGAGGGCACACACUGUGCUUGGUAAAGCGGAGGGGAAAGAGGGUUUUGAUGUUGUGCUCCGCCCCACAACAAUUACGAAGGGCGACAAGGUGUUUCUUCUUGCGGGAAGCACUGCCUUGUCCGAUGUAGAUGGGAGUUUGGAAGAGGGCAGCUUGGAACUAAAACUGGUAGUUGGUGAGGUCACGAAUGCCACGGGCGGCGAGCCGAGUAAACGGAUCAAAUGGGGCGAAGUUCAAUCGCCGGUGAAGCGGACUACUUUAGCUGCUCACAAAGGUAACUUGACGGAUUAUAUUGCUUCGGGUGGCUCAGGUGUUCUGAUGGAGGAUGGCACCAUUGUGUUUUCUCUGAUGGCGAUGAAUAGAGAAAGUGAAGUUGACGCUUACUCCAUGAUUAUUUACUCGACGAACAACGGCAGUAACUGGACGCUCUCUGAGGGCAUUUCCCCUGCGAAAUGCGGUGCACCCCGCAUCACCGAGUGGGAGGGAUCACUUCUCAUGAUUGUUGAUUGCGAGAAUGGCCAGAGUGUGUUCGAGUCGCGUGACAUGGGGAAAACGUGGACGGAGGCCAUCGGGACACUUCCAGGCGUGUGGGUCAACUCACAACCGGGAGACUAUCCGGACGAAGGCUUGCAUGUGGAUGCCCUCAUCACCGCGACCAUUGAGGGCAGGAAGGUCAUGCUGUACACACAGAGAGGACACGCCUCGGGGGAUAACGCCAAUACGCUCUACCUUUGGGUGACGGACAACAACCGCUUGUUUUCUGUUGGACCAGUUGGCAUGGGCAAUGCUGGGGAGAAGGAGUUCGCCGGCACCCUGCUGUACUCGGAUGGCAAGUUGCAUCUUUUACAACGGAUGGCCAGUGGUGAAGGCAGUGCCAUUUCACUUUCCCACUUGGCGGAGGAACUGAAUAAAAUCAAGUUCGUCCUGAAGACCUGGGCGCAAAAGGACGUUUUCUUCUCCGGGUUGUCUAUACCCACGGCGGGUCUGGUGGCAGUUUUUUCAAACGCAUCGGCCAACAAUGGCACGUGGAACGACGAGUAUCUUUGCCUGAAUGCGACGGUGAGGAACGCCACGAAGGUCAAAGAUGGGUUUCAGUUGACGGAGCCUGACUCCGGGGUAAUGUGGCCUGUGAACAUUCCGGAUUAUAAUAAGCGUCAUGUGUUUUUGAACCACAACUUUACACUUGUGGCGUCGGUGACAAUCGAAGAGGCCCCGAGUGGGAACACUCCUCUACUGAUUGCGGUGUUGGCGAACACUGAGCCCACGCAUACCAUGAGAAUCCUGUAUACCGCGGAUAACAAGUGGAUGACGAUGCUCAAGGACGAGAAAAAACCAACAACGGAAAGUGGCACUUGGGAGCCGAAGAAAGAACACCAAGUGGCACUCAUGCUACAAGGCAACAAGGCCUCUGUGUACGUUGAUGGUGAGUUGCUGGGGGAGGAAGAAGUGCCGUUAACAGGUGAGAAGCCACUUGAGCUUUUCGCGUUUUGCUUUGGCGCGUGCGGUGAGGAGAACCCCAGCCAAGAGUCCCAUGUGACGGUGACGAACGUCUUUCUUUACAAUCGCCCACUAAAUUCCACUGAGAGGACUGCAAUCCAGGAAAGGAAACCCAUUCCGACGAUCACUCCAGAACCACAAGUAAAAAUUGCUCCCAAACCUGUCGUACCUGCUGCACCUGUCGCACCUGCUGCACCUGUCGCACCUGCGGUGCCUGCUGUACCUGCUGGGAAUGAAGGGACGGCACGAGAAACGGGUGAUGGUGGGGCAAAUGGUGAUGCUGGUUCCGCGUACGGGAGGGUGCUGCUGCCGCUGCUGCUUCUGCUGGGACUGUGGGGCUUUGCGACUGCGUGA